CUAUGUAAAUUGUGAAGGGAAACUUCCUCCUCUUUUCCUUUUAAUCUCUAAUUGGAAUAAAAAAUAUAACAAUAAUUUUGGCCUCCUCUGGACCUGCAUAAUUAAGUUUCCUAUAAAUGGCAGUAUUUUCUUGCCUGGCCUGUUUAUUUGUUCCAAAGAGAGCUGUUUGGUAUUAGGAGAAGGUGAAGAAAAGCAAUGGGAGGAGGCAACGGACAGAAGUCAAAGACGGCUCGUGAGAGGAACUUGGAGAAGCAAAAGGCAGCAGCCUCCAAGGGAAGUCAGCUUGAAUCAAACAAGAAAGCCAUGACAAUUCAGUGCAAGGUGUGCAUGCAGACGUUUAUUUGCACAACUUCGGAGGUGAAAUGCCGAGAACAUGCAGAAGCAAAACACCCAAAAGCUGAUGUUUAUACAUGUUUUCCGCACCUUAAGAAAUAAAAUACUCCACAUGUGAAGAAGAACCAGCACCAAAUGGGUUAUGAUAUAUAUAUUCUGUAUGUUUCCAUGGAAGGAGUCAGUCAUAUCCAAGUACUUCUGCAUAUUACUACUUAAUUUGGUCUGCUUGUAACUGUUUAUAAUAUUGUCAGAGACUCAGAGUUCAUACUGUGGACUGUCCUUUAUAUCCAUUUAUAUAUAAUUCUGUGUUUCCAGU
Molecule: messenger RNA, 649 nt
Organism: Tripterygium wilfordii
Lineage: Eukaryota; Viridiplantae; Streptophyta; Magnoliopsida; Celastrales; Celastraceae
Exons: 3
Coding region: 196-435 (79 amino acids)
Source: RefSeq, a predicted model, not a curated record